AUGCCUGGACCUAAAGAAGCAAGCACCGACGAAAUCAAUAACUAUUUGCGUCCUCUUGUUGAUGAACUUAUGCUAUUGUAUAAAGGUAUCACAAUUGAUACAUAUAACUGCUCAGGUGCUCUGGUGCGUGCUGCUCUGUUGAUGGUUGCAUGCGACAUCCCUGCUGCAAGAAAGACGUGUGGGUUUACAUCUCACAACAGCACAUGUGCAUGCUACAAAUGCAAUCGUCAGUUUGCUCAUGUUGAUGGGACCACUGCUGUAAACUAUUUUGGGCUUAAGUUUUCGGAAUGGGUAGGCCGCACAAAAGAAGAAAAUCGCAGACAUGCAAACCUGUGGAAGAAUGCAAAGACAUUGACAGAGAGAAAGCGAUUGGAAAUUGAGAAUGGUGUUCGUUGGUCUGAGCUUCAUCGACUUGUGUACUUUGAGCCAGUGCGUGCAACCAUUAUCGAUCCCAUGCACAACCUUUUUCUCGGGACUGCAAAACGAAUGAUGGAUAUUUGGAUUGCAAACAAUUUGCUUGAUGACAAAGAUUUUGUAGAGAUGCAGGAAGAGGCUAAUAGAAUGGUACUCCCUGUAGGGUAUACGACUCUGAAGAUAAAGAUUGGAAAGAAAUUUCCGUUUAUGAAGGCAGAUGAGUGGAAAUCAUGGUGCCUGAUAUACUCUCCUGUUCUGCUUAAGACACGCCUGCGAGAUGAUCUGCUUGGCAAUUGGAUCCAUUUUGUCGAUGCUUUUUUUAUCCAAAAUAAAAACAAAUAA
This is a messenger RNA of Phycomyces blakesleeanus NRRL 1555(-), 756 nucleotides long. RefSeq lists its product as hypothetical. Bases 1 to 756 code for a protein of 251 amino acids. Lineage: Eukaryota; Fungi; Mucoromycota; Mucoromycetes; Mucorales; Phycomycetaceae. The record is from RefSeq and is a predicted model, not a curated record. The transcript has 2 exons.